GUUAAGUUUAAUUAUAUCUUAGUGUGGAACCCCUCUCCCGCGUUGGGAGAGCCUAGGUUCAUGGUCUUUAAGGCAUUGUCGAUGCUGUUCGGGAAUGUGCACUCAGUGGUUGUUUGGGUCAGGAUUAGUUUGCUUCUUAGAUCCUCAAUGAGG
Messenger RNA from Amoebophrya sp. A25, 153 nucleotides. Lineage: Eukaryota; Dinophyceae; Syndiniales; Amoebophryaceae. The record is from the annotation of a GenBank genome assembly.